AAACUCUCCUUCAACUUGCCGGCGUUUUUCUACUGCGUGCAAUAGAAUUCGGUGGCCGCAAAAUUGAAUAUUCAGAUCACUCACCUCUCUCUCUCUCUCUCUCUCCUCUGCUUUCUCUCUCUACCUAUGCUUACAGUAUACACACACACAGAGGUAGUCGUAAUCGUUCGUUCACGGCGACAUUUAUUUAGGGAUAUGCGCGUAUUAAUUUGGUGAAGUGGUGAAUUUCUGAAGAUUCUCACACUAAAUAAGCAGAUCGCCGGUGUUUGGGUUGAUCUCCGAUCGGUUUGUGAGAUUCCGAAGAAGGAAUUGUGGUCAAUUUUGGGUGGAUUUGAUUUUUUUUUUUUAAAAGCCCACUGUGAGGUGGUUUUGAAAUUAAGAGAUCGAUUUUGUUAGUCAGCGCUUCGUGGUUUUCAAAUCUUUUUUCUAAGGAUCGGAGCUUCUUAAAUUUUCUUCGGCGGUGACUGAUUCAAUUGAAGCGGCAUAGGAUUUGUAAAUUUCCGGAAGUGAAGAGUUGUUCUGAACUUCCGGAAAUUUUCAGUGUUGUACCUUUCUUGCUGAUGUUUAAGGAGUAUAAAAUACUAUUAUUUGGCUAUUGAGAAGAAAGCAUACAGUGACUGGGGAUUUUGAGGGAAAUCGUAUAGAUUUGGGCGGAGAUGUCGAAUUCAAAGGUGGUGUACGAAGGAUGGAUGGUCAGAUAUGGACGCAGGAAGAUAGGAAGAUCAUUUAUUCACAUGCGAUAUUUUGUACUCGAGUCUAGAUUGUUGGCGUAUUACAAGAAGAAGCCCCAAGAUAAUGUGGUGCCGACCAAGACUCUUCUUAUAGACGGAAAUUGUAGGGUGGAGGACCGAGGAUUGAAGACUCAUAAUGGACAUAUGGUCUACGUUCUUUCGAUUUACAACAAGAGAGAGAACUACCAUCGAAUUACGAUGGCAGCUUUCAACAUUCAAGAGGCACUCAUUUGGAAAGAAAAAAUUGAAUCUGUUAUUGACCAGCAUCAAGAGUCUCAAGCUUCUAAUGGUAACAAAUACCAAUCUUUUGAGUAUAAAUCUGGUAUGGAUAAUGGGAGGACUGCUUCAUCAUCGGACCACGAAAGUCAGUUUAGUGCUGCAGAAGAUGAAGAUGAUUCUCAUCCAAAUUUAUUACGCCGAACAACCAUAGGAAAAGGCCCCCCUGAGUCUGUUUUCGACUGGACGAAAGAAUUGGAUUCAGAAUUGGCUAAUAAUAAUGCUGACAACCAGGCAUUUUCUAGAAAAUAUUGGCGUCUUCUCCAGUGCCAAAAUGGUCUUCGGAUUUUUGAGGAGCUUCUUGAAGUGGAUUUCCUUCCAAAGAGCUGUAGUAGAGCAAUGAAAGCUGUUGGUGUUGUGGAGGCUACCUGUGAAGAGAUAUUUGAACUAGUAAUGAGCAUGGAUGCCACACGUUGCGAGUGGGAUUGCAGUUUCCAGUAUGGUAGCUUAGUUGAAGAAGUUGAUGGACAUACUGCUAUACUAUACCACAGGCUUCAGUUAGAUUGGUUUCCAACGGUUGUAUGGCCUCGUGACCUCUGCUAUGUACGGUAUUGGCGUCGAAAUGAUGAUGGAAGUUAUGUUGUGCUAUUUCAGUCUAGGGAGCAUGACAAUUGUGGUCCUCAACCUGGAUUUGUUCGAGCUCAUAUUGAAAGUGGAGGGUUCAAUAUAUCACCUAUGAAACCUCGUAAUGGGAAGCCCAGGACACAGGUCCAGCAUCUUAUGCAGAUUGAUCUCAAAGGCUGGGGAGUGGGUUAUAUUUCAUCAUUUCAGCAACAUUGUCUUCUUCAGAUGUUAAACAGUGUUGCUGGGUUACGAGAAUAUUUCUCCCAAACUGAUGAAAGGGCGGCAGCUCCCCGAAUUCCUGUUAUGGUCAAUAUGACAUCAGUAGCCACUUCUUCGAAGAGGAGUAAAAAACUCCAGUCAUCUUCUGUUCAUCAGCGCAGCUCUUCACUUGAUCAAAUACACGCAUCAAAUAAAAACGCGAUUUUGAUGGAUGAAGAGUCUGAUGAAGACGAAGAUCUUCAGUGCACAGAUCAAGAGGCUUUGACAUCAGCCAUCGGGAUUGAAGACAAAAAAACUGCCUAUGAAGAAGAAUCUAAAGACCCAAUAGAUUUGUCCAUUUUCUCCGGUAACCUUCGCCGUGACACUCGUGAUAAGGGCCGCGACUGUUGGACAUUAUCUGAUGGAAACAACUUCAGAGUUCGAAGCAAACGUUUCUGUUAUGACAAAUCCAAGGUUCCUGCAGGUAAACACCUUAUGGAUCUUGUCGCUGUAGACUGGUUCAAAGAUACAAAAAGAAUGGAUCAUGUUGUCAGAAGAAGUGGAUGUGCGGCUCAGGUUGCAGCAGAUAAAGGACUUUUCUCUAUUGUUUUUAAUCUGCAAGUACCUGGAUCAACACACUACAGCAUGGUGUUUUAUUUUGUAACUAAGGAAUUAGUACCAGGGUCUCUCUUGCAGUGGUUUGUUGAUGGGGAUGAUGAGUUCCGUAAUAGUAGACUGAAACUUAUCCCAUCAGUACCGAAGGGUUCUUGGAUUGUACGUCAGAGUGUGGGCAGCACCCCUUGUUUAUUAGGGAAGGCAGUUGAUUGCAACUAUAUUCGUGGUCCCACAUACUUGGAAGUAGAUGUGGAUAUUGGUUCCUCAACUGUGGCAAAUGGAGUCCUGGGACUCGUUGUUGGGGUUAUUACGUCACUUGUGGUGGACAUGGCUUUUCUUGUACAGGCUAAUGCGACCGAUGAGUUGCCGGAGCGGCUAAUUGGUGCGGUGAGAGUUUCUCACAUAGAAUUAUCAUCUGCUAUUGUGCCGGUGCUGGAAUCUGAUUCUUCAGACACGCUCAAAACAUAAACGGGUAUCAGUUAGUUAUAGAGGCAACAUACUAUUUCAAUCAUAUACUGCUCUGCAUUUAUUCAAUAUCUUCAACUCUGCUGAUGCAGAGAGAGAAAUACGUUUGAGAAUUGAGUCAAGUGCAGUGAAAUGAAGGUCUUCUCUCUUUUUUCGUAAUUCAUGACUAUUCAUAGAUGUGACGAGUAUUUAUUUGCUCUUCAUUGAUUGUUUGAAUGAUAUACACAUUACAGUUUGAAAAUCG
Messenger RNA from Erythranthe guttata (spotted monkey flower), 3093 nucleotides. RefSeq names its product protein ENHANCED DISEASE RESISTANCE 2. The record is from RefSeq and is a predicted model, not a curated record. Gene Ontology annotation, molecular function: lipid binding. NCBI's taxonomy places the organism in Eukaryota, Viridiplantae, Streptophyta, Magnoliopsida, Lamiales, Phrymaceae.